AGCUAAUGGACAGACAAAUUGGAGCGUUAGCGACACUGGAAGUAGUUCAGGUGGGUAUUGACUAUCGUUUUGCGGGGAAAUCGUGUAUUGAAAGCAUGAGAAACGUCUAAAAACACUUCUAAACGGAAUGUAAACAAACUUGUACUUUAACUAUUUUUAGCUUGCAUAUGCGACUUAUUUGUGAAUGGUUGCGAUCCAAAUUGUUGCUGUGAUGUUGACUCGAAUUCUGCAUCUGAUAAAGAAUCGUUUACUGAAUGCUUGGAAACCAAAAAUGUUGUGUAUGUAAGAGAAGCGUGUUUUAUACUGGCUUGCAACAGUCAGAUCGCGUCUUUCAAUUUUUUUUCUGCUAAUGCGAAGAUAAGGACAGCUUUCUUUUUCCAAUUUUUAGUUUUGAUGAUCGUAUUUGUGUGUCAGAUCAAACGAUUUUCAUUCAAAAUGUCCCGUUUACAACAAAGAGUACAGGAGAUGGACUGUUUUGUAUCUACCAUAAUAACAGUACGUUGAAGGUUACGUUUUGUAUAACCGUCAAUAAAAUAGGUUGCAUUAACGGACAGUGCCAUUACAAGGGACAAAACAGAGGAUAUGUUGUGAUUAUCUGUAUGAUUUUAAUGAUUUUUACACAUUACCUUGAACAGAUCAAGAUCAGGCAGAAUAUUCAGACGUGGGUGUUGUAACAAGUAACGAGGAUUUCACACGAGAUAUCAGCUCUAGAAAUGUCUAUUCAUAUGCAAUGCAGAGUGAUGGUAUAGAUGACCAGCCAGGGAGCAAAAAUUACAAGGUAAGCUGUUGUGGUUUGUGUCUGAACUAUCUGAAAAAGAUACCUCACACAUGGUGGUAAAAUUCUAUCUUGCAAUAAACAACAGGUACAUUUUUGCUUUCUUAGGUUGGUGAUAGAAUCAUUCUGGUGUUUCCCAGAGAAGUGAGGGGAUAUUUAACACUUCCAACUACGCUUGGUUCUUCCAGUUGCAAUGACUUCAAUGCUGCGGGUAAGUUUAAAAAUGCUGGUCAAUCUAUUGGUUCUUUUGUAUGGUAAUUUGUAUGGUAUUCUUUUUAGGAUAUUUUCAAAAUGGUGUCACUGAAUGCGUACGAAGUUUCUCUGAUCUUUCCUCAGAAUGUUCCAACUUACCUGCCCUUUCGGCUGCAAGUUAUUACUCAAGUUUUCAAGUUGCCAUGGUAAUGAAGUAACUCCGUGGAUUUUCAUUUCAAUGCCCUCCCCCCAACUCCCUCCCCCCCCCCAACCAAACAUGAUAACAACCUAACACUCCCCCUAACAUGUUUGUAUUCUUACUCCAUUCUUCAGUCUCCACAGGCGCUUGUAUUCUCCACAAACACAACGUCGAACUCGUCAAUCACCUACACAAGCUACAACACAUCUUUGCUGUUUACUCCCCAAUUGGCUGUACCACUGUGGUGUCGAGAUAACACUGGAUUGUUGAGUCAAUGUAGUUUUACAACGCCUCCAAUGCCAGCGUAUAACGCAACCACUAAAACAUGCGAGAACGUUGUCACCGAGGUGAGAUACGCGUCCGUUAUCCAUUAAGCCUUGAUUUGCUGUACGUUACUUUUAGCCAUUUACUAAUCGGGAUCACAAAGCAUGUACAUGGAGUAUUUAGAGUGACAGAUCCAAUUUUUUUACGUUAUUUCCAGGUGGCUUACACAUUUACUUACUCCAACGAAAGUUCCAACCUAGAGCAACUCAAGGUCUCGUUCGUUCUUCAGAAUAUUCAGGACAAUUUUUUGCAGAAAUUUUCGAUCAGUUUUCUCAAGGUAAAACAUGGUGUGGUUAUCUUGCUGGUCACUUCAAAAAACGGCAAAACCUUGCAGACCAUUUUUUCUCAUUUCAGGAAGGCAGUGAAGAUGUGUUUACAAAAUCAGGAAAUCCAGGAUAUCUUUUUGAUCAACCGAUACUAGCUGGUCAUCUACAAGAUAAAUCAAAUAAGUAUGAUCUUGUGCCCAAUAUGAAUUCGCGAUAGGAUAUUCUAUCAUUUGAUGUGAAAUGAAGACAUCAUGGAGACAAAUGGGACACAAAUUUUCGUAAUGAAUCCUUCUGCUCUUUUUAAGGAAAGCCAUCGAUAUCAGUAGCAACAACAAAGAAUGGUUGACUAUUCCAAAGGCGAAGUUUGAUGGAACGUGUAGUACUGGCAUCAACGAUCGUUUGUCUGUUACGUUUAAAAUGAACGCCAGAUCUGGGUGUAUUAUAAGGUAAUCUAGGAGAUCUUCAUGUCCGAUGGUCCUAGGAUUUCGGGAAUUCCUUGAAAUUCUUCUGGUAUCUGAAAGUCUUUGCUUGAUAGCUGCUGUGUGAGGGAGCGAUGUUUAAGUUCAUCUUUCUUUUAGGCUCAACCAAUCAAGUGAUUGUUCCCUGCUACAACACAUAGUCUUUGAUGCUUUAUUCGGCACUAGUCGUCCAGACUAUGUCGCGAGUUUUGGCAAUUCAGAUGUUCACAAUGUCGCUGAUUGGGUAGAAAUCAUUAACGACAAACCCACUGUAAACGUAAGUAAAACUUCAAACGUUCUUCUCACUACCUAAGUGAUACAAUACGAUUCGAUGUUUCGACCAAAGGCCCUUCGUCAUGCGGUUCUUCAUAGGUAGAUUUGCGCAAAAACAUUCUUGUAGUUUUGUUGUUGUCGUUUUUGUUGAUAGCCUGGUCGUGCUGGACGUGGAUGUUCAAGUAGGGUACUGGGAAUGCACAUCCAAAUACUCUUUGCAAAUGUUGGUUAUUUUGCAAACCCACAAUCCAAGGUAAGGCGAAGGACAUUGUCAUUUUCAGUGCCACAUUACUGGAACUUUGGAAUAUUCCUUAUCUUAUUACACCACAAGUUGUAAGUCCGUGUUCUCUUCAUAGAUCGUUGGAGUGCGAUACAAAUACGAACAACCUCAGACAAUUACGUAUCAGGUAGGACAAGAUACCAACAUUCCCCCACCUGCAGAGAUUGCUUUUAGGAGGGGCAACCUCGUUCCCAGUCUCUCUCCAUGACAAGGGGGAAAGGGCGUGGAAACUAGGCUGUUUGAAGGGCUGGGCAGUGCUAUUCAUCGUAAAGAGAUUUUGUUAAACUUGUUCAUUCUUUGCUCCAAACCAGAUUGCUGUCCAUUCUAAGUUAAAGUUACGUUUUAAAAAGCUGGAGUAACGCAUUGGUCUAUCUUAAAUUUCUUGAUUUUUCAGUGUGUUGGUCAAUUCUGUAACGGUCGCGGAUCGACAAGCCAAAAUAUCGAAGUGAGCUCAACCGUAUCAUUCAUCGAUGUCUCACAGUCGCCAGUCACUGAUCAAAAGUCUCUGCCAGAAUUCCAGUCCAAAGCGCCUUCAGACUUUUUUCAUCCGUUUCUCUGA
Molecule: messenger RNA, 3326 nt
Organism: Paramuricea clavata
Lineage: Eukaryota; Metazoa; Cnidaria; Anthozoa; Malacalcyonacea; Plexauridae
Source: the annotation of a GenBank genome assembly